AGCUGUAGCUUUAGUAUAAAAGAUGUUGUCUGCGAAAUAUCAUCAGUCCAAUCUUUAAAUUAGACUCAAGAUGAGAUCUUUUUCUCUUCUUAUACUCCUUCUAGGAGCAGUUGCAUCAGAGCCCUUUUUCUCCAUUGGCAAAGAAUAUGAGUUUGAUUACAAGGGGAAAAUAUUGUCUGGCAUACCUGCACUUGACACUCAUUUUGCUGGUCUGACAAUGAAUGCAAAAGUGAUUUUAACAUCACUUGAGUCCAACAAGUUCAUGCUGAGAUUGAAAGAUGUAAAAGCUGUCAACUUCAAUGAAAGACUUGAUGGUGACAAAUCAAAGAAUUGGAGAAAUCUUAAGACCCCUGAGACCACUGCAGUUGAUUCUGAAUAUGAAACUAUUCUCCAGUCUCCCAUUCAGUUUAACAUGGUCAAUGGUCAAAUUUCCAAUAUUCAAGUUUCUGGAAAUGAACCUGAAUGGUCCUUGAACAUCAAAAAAGCUCUUGUUUCUUUGAUGAAGAUUAGAACUCCAAAUACCAUUGAAGAUCUUGACUCCAACAAUGUUAGAAGCCAAACCAGAGUUCUUCCAAGUAUUUGGAAUGUUGUUGAGGAGGGAGUUGAUGGUAAAUGUGAAAAUAAUUACCAAUUCACUGAAAUUCCUGAAUAUAUGGUUUCUGACAUCUACCCAGAGAUGGAGAAUGGUAAAUGUGGAGGAAAGAAAGUUUUCCAAGUUUCUAAGGUCAGAGAUGUUAACUCCUGUGUUGUCCGCUCAUCUUAUCAGAUCAAUCAGCCAGGAAAAUAUCAAUGUGCAACUGGUAACUGUGGAUCCAUGUGGCAGAGAACUUCUAUGGUCAAAUAUGUAGGAUGUGGAGAAUCUGCCGAGGACAUGGAGGUUCAGCUCAUUCUUACAGAAGGGGAACUUCAACAAGAUCUUUUAGCCAUGAACACAGAGAGUGUUGUCACUGGAACAAGACAAAUCCUCAAACUUAUUUCUUCUAGAAGCACUUCUUCAGUUCCACAGAUUCAUUCUCCAAGAACUCUAGAGGAUCUUCUUUAUGAAUAUCCAAGAAACAUUAACAUGCACCAACAAUCAUCAUCCAGAAGAGAUAUUGAUAGCUACAGAAAGCAACAAGAUCAACUUCAAAACCUAGAGAAGAACCCUAAAUCUCAGAGAUUUGAACCAUCUCUUACUGAGGAUGUGCUUGCCAAGAUGUCUCCAGAUACUCUUAAAGAGAAGAUUGUCAAAGAACUUACUCAAAUAGUUAGAGACCUACAUGAAGUGGAGGAAUUUGAAAAGAAGCAAAUCUCUAACAGAGUUCUGAGCAUUUCAAGAGUUUUCUCUCUUCUUUCUACUUCCACGAUGAAGUCUCUUUAUCAGGAAGUUAAAAGUGUGGGAGCUUCAGAGGAGGAGAAGGAAACACUUAGACAACUUGUUUUGGAAAUAACUGUUAUGUCAGGAACUAACCCUUCUAUUAUGUUCAUAAAGGACCUUAUAGAGUCAGAGGAAGUUUCCCCACUCAGAGCUGGCAUUGCCAUUGCCACCAUCCCUCAUUACAUUGUAACACCUACCAUUGAAAUUCUUGACCAACUGUUUGAACUUGUUCAAUCUCCAGUUGUCAACAAGUACACUAUCCUGAAAACCAACUCACAACUGGCCUUUGCAACUCUUUUAAACAGAGCAUGUAUUGAUCCUUACAGAGUUACCAGAUUCCCUGUAUUUGUCUAUGGAGAAUUUUGCAAUUCCCAAACUUCUGAACUUACUUCCAAGUACAUUCCAUAUCUAGUUGGUCAACUGAAAUCAGAUAAGGAGUCUGAAAGACUUGCAACCAUUUUUGCUCUUGGAACAAUAGGACAUGAGUCAAUUAUCCCAAUUCUCAUGCCAUACAUUGAAGGCAAGGUAGAAACAAGCAAUGCAUUUAUCCAAAGAAUGACUAUUUACUCCUUGAACACUGUUACCAAAGAACACAGAGACAUUCUUCUUCCUGUUUAUUCAGCUCUUGUUCAUAACCCAUCUGAGGAAAGAAAUGUAAGAAUAGCUGCUCUUUCUAUGAUGUUGAAAAUGGAACCAUCAACAGUUCAUUUCCAAAAGCUUGCUACAUCUACUUGGUUUGAGAAGGACAAUGAAUUCCAUAAGUUUGUAUUCUCUACCAUUAAAACUCUAAGUGAUAUCAAGAUUAAUGAGCUGCCAUCUUACAGAAAGGGACUUUACAACAUGGUCAACAAGGCAAGGUCUGUUUUCCACCUGGCAAAACCAACUCCUGUUGUUAUUGCCUCUACCCUAAACUACUUUACUGCUGAAUGGCUUAAAGAACUUCAAGUUGGUUAUGAAUUCCAGGGUGCUUACACAAGUGGUAAACAUAUGAGAGGAGCUUAUGCAAAACUUGAAUACUACUUGGAAGAACUUAAAUUUUCCCCAAUUGAAGUUGCAUUUAAUGUUGAAGGCACUGGAGCGCUGUAUGAAAAGUUUAUAGAAGCUAUGACUGGUUCUAACUAUAAUUAUUUGAACAAUAUUCACCCUGAGUGGAGAGAAGCAAUUUCUUCUCUAGAAAUCAAAACACAGAAAGAUGUACCUUUCAUUGCAAACUUCUGGGGCAAAAUGUUUGACGACAUUCAGUUUGUUAAUGGAGUUCAUGCUGAGCAUGUUGAGCCUCUUAUUGGUAAACUGUCAACAUAUAAUAUUUGUGGAAAGACACCAGUUAACUUUGUUAAGGUCAACAAUGCUGCACCCACUAACAUUCUCAUUCCAUCAGAUAUUGGUCUACCAAUUGUUAUAGAAUUCCAUAUGCCUUCUGUUCUAGCAGUUAAGGGAAAUGUCAAUGUUAAUUGUCACCUAGGAAUGCCUUCACUUUCUUUUGACCUUACAAAGAAAUUUUCCUUCAGCUACUAUGGUUUUGCUGGAACUGUUUCUCCAUUCACCAAAGAACUUAUUGCAGCUGGGCAAACUAAGAAUUGGGAUGUAAAUUAUCCUACUAGGGCCAUUGUUGAAAUGGAGAUGGGAAAACUGAAAAUGACUUUCAAGCCCAAUGAAGAGGGACAAAAAGCUAGCAAAGAUAUCGAUCUUUGGGCCCAUUCAGUUAGGCCAUUUGCAACCAUUAAGCCCAUGGUCUUCCUAGAUGCUACAUCUAUUGUGGCUCAUCCUAACACCAAAACUAUUAGAUCAGGAAGCCAAAAGAAGUCAUAUAACAGACAAUUUGGAGAAUCUCUUGGUCUUGAUUUGAAAAUUGAAAUGGAAACUGAAUCUGAUAUUUCUGAUAACCAGUCAGUUCUUGAUCAACUGAAAUUGUAUAAAAAUAACCCGCUAAACAUGGCUCUAUUUUCCUGGACUAACAGUCCCUUAAACUUUAAUGGAAAACCAAGCUCAAGAUAUCAUUCUGUGAGAAUGGUAUACAAUCCAAGAAAAUCAACCACAAAUGAAAUGGAAAUCAAUCUGUCUGGCUCUAUUGCAAUGCAGAAAAAGGGACAAGCCCCAGAAGCACUUAAUAUCGAUAAUUCUGCAAAUGCUGGUUCUUCUCUUAUUCAGACCCAGCAGUUAGAAGUAAAUGACCAGAAGCACCAGAAGAUUCAAAAACUUAUGCAGCAGCUUGAUAUUGAGCAAGGGGUUGGAUUCUCUACUUCUGUCAAUGUUGUUCUUAAAGGAGCAGAGCAGAAAACAUUUGACUAUUCUUUAACUGCUGGUAAGGGAAUGCGUGGACAUGAAUCGAAAUGGAACCUCCAUCUUGAAAGCCAUGACAAAUGGAAUGUCUGUGUUGAAGGUAGACUUAACACCCCAAAAAUGGCCUCAAGGGAUAUUCAGCAACUUAAAAAGGAUGAUAUUGAAUACUUUUACAAGAACACCAUUGGGUUUGGCAAAACAUGUGAUGAGUCUAAGAUAGCAGUGACUGGAAGAGCUGGAGUAUCAGAGGAUCAGAGACAGGAAGCUGAACAAGCCUUGCCAAGUCAAUUAUGCCAAAAAGCUGUCAGAAAAGUUGAAGCUAUCAGAGGAGAAAAGGAAAAUGAGCAGAAAGAAUCUAAUGCCUACAAGAAGCUACAACAAGAAUUAAUUAAAUAUUCUCAACAAAAGCAGGACUCAUGCAGACAAGCAAUUCGAGAUUAUUCCACACUUGAUAAGGUUAAAUUUAACAUUAGAUUCUCCAACAUUCCUCAUAAUGUCCAAAGAUACUCAAGCUUGUUGGAAUCUGCAUUAAAAGGAUACCUUAUUCCCUACAUUUCAAAGUAUGAAGAUCAGAGAAAUACUAAGAAUGAAAUUGACAUUGAUCUAAAGUUCCACAACAAACUCCAGACUAUGGACAUGGUUGUUCACUUAGAGGAGGAAACUGUCAUGUACCAGAACAUACGCCUGCCUCAUACUGUUAGGAAUAUUCUUCCUCUUGUUGCCUCAAAGAGACUUACCAGUGAAGCUCUUAGCAGAGUAAUUGGUGGACCAGUUCACCCACAAUGCAGAGUUGGAGAUGCUCUUAUAAAAACUUUUGAUAAUAACACCUACAGUUAUGAACUUGAUGACUGUUUCCAUGUCCUUUCAUCAGAUUGUUCAAGACAGGUUAGCCAUGCUAUAAUGGCCAAAGAGAUUGAUGGCAAAAAGCACAUUAAGAUGUUUACUCAAAAGAGUAAGCUAUCAGUUGCACCUAUGUCAUCUUGGGCAGAAUCUAGGCGUUCUUAUGAUAUUGAAGUAGAUGGAAGAUCUAUCCAAUUGGAAAAAAAUGAAAGGAAGGAAAUUGAGUCUGAGCAAACUACAUGGAAACUUGAAAGGACAUCAGAUGAUGUAAUUGUCCUGGAAUCUGAUUACAAUAUUGUUACUCUUGAUGGAAGAACAAUUUGGAUUGAAAGCACUCCUAUCCAGAAAUCUGGUCAACAAUGUGGACUGUGUGGAAACCUGGAUGGUGAUCGAAAAGCUGAUGUACUAAGUGCACAGUCUUGUAUUGCUAGCAGUCCUCAGAUAGCUGCCAUUUCUUACAGAAUCCAAAAAGAGUGUUCAACCUUGUCUAAUGAACAACAAAAGCUGAAAAACCAAGUCUCUUCUUGUGAAAAACCUGAAGCUCAGAAGGCACCAAUUACCAAACUGAAUCAGGGAAAACUUGAUAAGUGUUCUAACAAGGUGCAUUCACUUGUCAAGCAUGGAAGUAGAUUGUGUAUUUCACAACUUCCCAUUGUCAAGUGUGGAAGUGGGUGUGUUCCAAGAUCACAGAUUAACAAGUCUGUUCCAUUCACUUGCCUGCCUGCCAACAGAGCUAGAGUCAAUGAGCUCUAUGAAGAAAAGGUGAGAAACGGAGAGAUUCUGCCUGAACUAAGAAACAUGGAUGUGACCUUUUCUGCUCAGAUGGAAGUUCCUGUUUCCUGCACCCACCCUGGACUUUAAAUUCAAAGUUUAGCACUUUUAUUACUCAAUAUAAUUAGGACUAAAUUG
Molecule: messenger RNA, 5386 nt
Organism: Eurytemora carolleeae
Lineage: Eukaryota; Metazoa; Arthropoda; Copepoda; Calanoida; Temoridae
Product: vitellogenin-2
Exons: 5
Coding region: 71-5338 (1755 amino acids)
Biological process (GO): lipid transport
Molecular function (GO): lipid carrier activity
Source: RefSeq, a predicted model, not a curated record